AUGAAGGUCCAAGUUAUAUCAAAAGAGAUCAUUAAACCUUCAUCACCAACUCCUCCUCACCUAAGAAAUUUCAAGCUUUCGCUUCUUGAUCAAAUUCUUCCUCCAUUUUAUGUUCCCAUAGUUAUGUUCUACCCGGCUGGUGAUGAUUAUGUAACCAAUAAUAAUAUUCAUGAUCAAAGUAGUAAAUCUGAGUUUCUCAAAAAAUCGUUAUCAGAAACCCUGACACGAUUCUACCCGAUUGCUGGUAGAAUAAAAGAUAACAUCUUAAUUGAUUGUAACAAUGAAGGUGUAGAUUAUAUCGAAGCGAAAGUUAACGGUAUAAUGUCUGAUUUCAUGAGUGUCGAUGUAGUUCAUCAGCUUCAUCCUUCACACAUUAUGUUAGAUGAUGUAGCUAAAGAAGCGCAGUUGGCAGUUCAAGUGAAUUUGUUUGAUUGCGGUGGAAUCGCGAUUAGUAUAAGUAUGUCGCAUAAGAUAGUUGAUGCAUGUACGGCGAUAACAUUCAUCAAUGGCUGGGCAGCCACCGCUCGUGCAGCACCCAAACAAGAAAUCGUGUGUCCAACUUUUGACUCAGCUGCAAUCUUCCCGGCCCUACCACCAGGAGUUCAAGUAUCCUCACUCGAGUCCGAUGACUCUGUCCAAGGAGUGAACGUCGUUACGAAAAUGUUUGCAUUUACUGCUCCUAAGAUCGCUUCCCUUCGUGCAAGGAUCGCUGAGUUAAGAAGUAGCAGUGAUGGCUUGUCUAAAUACCCGACUCGUACAGAAGCGCUGUCGGCUUUAGUAUGGAAGUCGUUCAUAAGGACUAGUAGAGUGAAAGCAGCCCGCAAGUAUUCCCUCUCACCAGCAUCAACAAAGCCCGUUAUCAAAUCUGUUGCCAAUUAUGCUGUGAAUUUGCGCACGAGAUUAAAUCCACCGUUGCCUCAAGUAUCAUUUGGCAAUAUUCUCAUGGAUGCAACAGCAGAGUCGACUACGACAAUUGAUGAUGAUGAUAGUCACGAGUUUGCGGAUACGUUAGCUGGGUUGAUAGGCCAGCUGAGACUAGGGGUAAGUAGGAUCAACGGUGAUUACAUAAGGAAAUUACAAGAAGGUGAUCUCGCGUUCUUAAAAUCACUUGAUGAAGCCUCUCAUGAUUCAAAUGGUGAGAAGGUUCAGAUAUGCUGGAUAAGCAGUUUAUGCAGAUUUCCAUUCUACGAAGCUGAUUUUGGGUGGGGAAAGCCAUCGUGGGUGGCCCUAAAUACAAAUGCCGAAUACAAGAACUCUCUCUUUCUGAUGGAUACGAAAUGUGGUACAGGGAUAGAAGCAUGGGUGAGCUUAGAGGAGGAUGACAUGGCCAUAUUUGAAGAGGAUCAAGAUCUUCUCCAAUGUGUUAAAAGUAUCAACUAA
This is a messenger RNA of Papaver somniferum (opium poppy), 1380 nucleotides long. Its product is annotated as salutaridinol 7-O-acetyltransferase-like. The transcript has a single exon. The record is from RefSeq and is a predicted model, not a curated record. The coding region runs from base 1 to 1380 and encodes 459 amino acids. NCBI's taxonomy places the organism in Eukaryota, Viridiplantae, Streptophyta, Magnoliopsida, Ranunculales, Papaveraceae.